CUCGGCACGUAUAGCUGAUUUGCAAGCUGCCGAAGCAGCAACAGAGAAGGAGGGAAAAUGUCGCUGGCGUCGACGCCGACCGUUCCAGGAUCAGUGUCUUUUUAGGAAACUUCACAAGGCAACCCGAGUGAAUCUUCUGCUGUGUUGUUGGCUAGACUGGUUACAGCUUUGUGAAAAGAAAGUGAAAAGUUUUGACUGUUUCAAUGUGGGAGGUUUUACCUGGACUGUAGCGAGGUCCCAGUUUACCUCCCACUAUAAGAAGUUUAAAACAGAAGGGUAUACAAUAACACUGCAUGGGCACUUGAGGCUACCCGAUUGAUAAUUACAGCCUCUGGAGCCUCCUCCAACAGCAGGAAAGGUACAAUUUCAGCAAAGACAUGGACCCAUCAGCAAGGGUGGUGGGUCUGGAUGCCCAGGGGAACAUGGUCUUCACGGUGGUGAAACCAGUUAUGGGCAUCUUUCAGGUUUCUUCAGAGCAAGCUGGUAGUGUAGUACACGGGGGCAUAGACCUGCAGGGUUUAUCUGACAGCACACUGGUCUUGCCUCAACUGCAGGACCAGGCUCCACUAGAUCAGAACCAGGUGGAAAUGCACAACAUGCAGCCUCACAUCCCACCCCAGAUGCAGGUUUCUGCACCUAUCCAGGAUAAGGAUGUGCCUCAGAAUCAGGAGCUGCCACCAAACUCAAGCACAAACACAGCGUCUAGGACCCAGAUGCCCUUUGCCGAGGUGUCGUCCCUCCUGGAUCCCAACAUGAAAGGAUCCAAGGCUCGGAAGUAUCUUAUCUCAUAUGAUGAAAUUAAGCGGCGCCUGCAGGCCCCAGAGAAAAUGUCACUGCGCUCUUUGGCAGCGUACACUCGGGUCAGCAGAGGUCCAGCCAGCAAGAAAACAUUACAGGAGUCACUUAAUGUCCUCGGCCUCACACCAAGCACAACUACCUCUGUAUCCUCCUCGUUCUCCAAACUCACUGAAGGCGACACCAAGGCUUUAUGUGAGGAUAUGAAAGAUUUUGCCCACGACUACAUUGACUACGGCAACAUGGCUAAACAGCUCAUCCCUGAGACAAACACAGUCCAACACUGGUCCAAAAUUAUUGAAACUAAGAAUCACCUUGAGGACAUGAGAAAAUGUUUCAAGGACCCGGUCAACAGUGGCGCCUUUGACAACGUUACUCACGGCCUCGGCCUGGGAAUGUUAGAUGAGGCUCUGGACAUGAUCGUUAUGGUCAUCGAGCAGCAGAUCCGCAUCUUAUCUGGUGCAGCGGCGUCAGACCCAAGUGAUUCUGGUCCGCCAAUGCGACGUAUCCGUCGCCGCCACCGCAAAGCCCACUUAAAUGACACCCAGAAACCGCAAAAGGUUUCUGUGGGGGGGAAAGACCAAGGAAAGAUCAUCUCAAAAGGCAAGGGGCGAGGCAAAGCCAGGAAGAAAAUCAGACACGAGAGUGCAGCUGUUGCUCCAGUAGAAACCCAGACGGAGCACUGCAAACCAGAUGAUGUGCAGCGCAACGUCCUUAUGCUUACUCUUGGAUAUGAGACUGUUUCCAGUGGUGUCAAUGGAGCCGGAGCGGUUUGACACCCAGUCAUGUGAUAGGUCUGAAGAACCCAUAACAUUCCCAAUUUAUAGGUUUAGUUAAGAAUGGAACACUCUGCGCAGGCUGAGCUGGGUUGAGCUUCUGAGAACAGCCAGCACAGCGUCAGAAUAUAAUGCCACACAUGGAGUCUUAACCCCCAUUUAUACCUGGUAUUAACAUCCACCCUGAGUGGUCCGAUCCAGUCCAGACUGCGCCAAGUACAGGUCUGAACAAUGUGUCCACAUUCGGAGAUGGUUUGAGGACGUACAUGGCUACAUUUAUACUGGCAUGAACACAAUCCAUUCUCAGGAUGGAUUAGAGGCCGUCUCCUUAAACCGACAUCUCUGACUGGCAGUCGUUCCAUGAUAUUUGUUUGUUGUUUUUGAAGCACAGGAAGAGCUUUGAUUCACAAAUCACAGCUUCUGUCAUCUCUUUCUCUCUCUCUCUCUCUCUGUCACUCGCGCACAGACAGACAUGUUGACAGCAGACAGACACAUUGUCAACACACUGAGUAUCCAGACUCAUUAAAAACAGAAUUUUGUUCUCGCAAACAGCCGUGACAUCACUGAAGGUGUUGAUUAAAGGGUCUGGUCGCCAGAUCUGACACAUCUCCAGGAUGCAUUUCAAUGCCAGGCGUGAAUGCACUUUUGUAGUGAGCUGAGGCGAUACGAGAGUGAGAGACGUCCGACACAAGAAUCAAGCCCAACAAUGCGGAACUGUAGAUCAGUUAAAAAUUCUUAACAAUCCUAAAAACGUGGGUUGAUCUCAAUUACCAGGAAAAAGUCUAAAAUCUCAAUAUUUAACAGAGGAGUCUGGUGUAUCUAGCGACAGCACUGCUGAUCACAAACCCUGCUGCUGUAUUUCAGUUCAGCGACAUUCAGACGGAGUCUGUGCUCCAGUAAUGAAGGAAGUACUGAACAAAUAUUUUUAAUUAACUGAUUCUAAUGAUUGAGUUACACUGAAAACAACUGCUUUACAAGUCACUAGUCACUCGUUUGUGUGUGUGUGUGUUGCGUGGAAAUUGAAGUCACCACAGUUUCAUGCAACAGUGCAGUGCUGGCUCCGCCUACGUUGAGUAGGUACUAUUUUUGUAGUGGAAAACCAACCUAAACCGUGGAGAGGCAAGCUGAGACCAUAGUGGAAAAGGGCCUUAAUGUUGCUGGAGGUAGCUGGUGGUUAACGUAACUUAGCAAAGCAAGUUAAGAAACGGGUAAUCCUUGACUCUGUCCAUCUCUCUCCACAAUAAAAAUCUGAAUUUGUUUAAUCUGUGCACGAAAAACCUUCACACAAAAACAAAUAUUGUCAAAUAUUGUCAAAUAUUUAGUAUCUUUGGUGUAAAAAGCUGGCUUGUCAUUGACUUAUAAAAUUAUCCAUGCUGAUAAACACAGUAGUUACCUUGAGACAGAGUCAGGUGUCAAGUGUUUUCCCUUCUUCCUUUCUUUCUUUAUGUGAAGCUAAGUUAACCAGCUGUGGGGACGUGCUCACUGUACAAAUAUGAAGAUGGUCUCCAUCAUCUCAUCUAGCAGGAAAACUAAAGAAACUAUAAGCACAUUUCCCAACAAUGAUGAAACAUUUCUAUUCUUAUAUUUUCACAGUAGCAGGUUUAAAUGAUACAUUUAGAUAUUAGUAUCAACCGAAGCCUAUCAUUUACUCAAGUUUUAUUUUAGUAAACGGAUAAGAUCAAAUAAUAUUAGAUUAUUGUUAUGAGUAUCCUUAUUUUUGCUGUUACAGUGUCUGCUGUUAUUUUUUAUUUAUGGUCUAGAUUUCCUUAUUGUUCAGUACUUGAAUAAUGAAAGUCAUCGUCUGUGUGUACUGGAACCCAAAGAGCUGAGUAAAAAACAAAGAUUAAAAUUUCAUAACAACAUGAA
This is a messenger RNA of Solea solea (common sole), 3437 nucleotides long. RefSeq lists its product as uncharacterized. The record is from RefSeq and is a predicted model, not a curated record. NCBI's taxonomy places the organism in Eukaryota, Metazoa, Chordata, Actinopteri, Pleuronectiformes, Soleidae. The coding region runs from base 378 to 1571 and encodes 397 amino acids. The transcript is spliced from 5 exons.